Molecule: messenger RNA, 2010 nt
Organism: Gasterosteus aculeatus aculeatus (three-spined stickleback)
Lineage: Eukaryota; Metazoa; Chordata; Actinopteri; Perciformes; Gasterosteidae
Source: RefSeq, a predicted model, not a curated record
ACAACCCAGCUGGUCUAUAUGUGGUACCAGUGGUUGGAUGGUCAGCUGGUCUAUAUGUGGUACCAGUGGUUGGAUGGUCAGCUGGUCUAUAUGUGGUACCAGUGGUUGGAUGGUCAGCUGGUCUAUAUGUGGUACCAGUGGUUGGAUGGUCAGCUGGUCUAUAUGUGGUACCAGUGGUUGGAUGGUCAGCUGGUCUAUAUGUGGUACCAGUGGUUGAAUGGUCAGCUGGUCUAUAUGUGGUACCAGUGGUUGGAUGGUCAGCUGGUCUAUAUGUGGUACCAGUAAGUUGAAAUACAAACCUCUUUGCAGAUUAUUAUUUCACAGGGAAAAGCAGAUUUCACCGAUUGGGCUGGACGAAGUACUCUGACCCUUUACGGCAGUGACGGUACAAAUAACACACCUUAUUGGUGGAAAGUGCUCCAUGUGCACUGACUGUCCUGUUAAACUGGUUUCAAGUCUCACUGAUCCCACUGCGCCCACACCUGGACUCAUUCACACACACACAGUAUCGUCUCCUCAUGAUGUCCGUCUCCUGCAGAAAUGAAGACAAUGCGAGAGCUGAAUUUCAGUCCUGUAAAAGUACUGAUGCAAAACACAGAGUUCAGUUCUACGACAGCUGGGCAGAAAACUACGAGAAGGACGCAAGCCUGAUGUGCUACCGAGCUCCACACCUGGCCGUGGACUUCCUGUCCAGCAGCUUCUCGGGGAGUCGAGGAGCCGCUCGUGUUCUGGACGUGGCCUGUGGGUCCGGGUUGGUCGCAAAGCUGAUGUUAGAACUGGGCUUCAAGCACUUUGUGGGAGUGGACGGCAGUCAAGGUAUGCUGGACCAAGCUGCUAAGACCGGGAUCUACGAGGAGCUCAGACUGGCCUUACUGGGAGCAGAGCCACUGCCAGCAAAGAUUGGUGCGUUUGAUGUGGUGAUCAUGGUUGGCGCUCUGGAUCCGGGUUUUGCACCAGUCAGUGUUGUGAGGGAGCUCUGCCAGGCCGCCAAACCAGGUGGUUUGAUCUGCAUGUCGAGAGGCGACCACAGAGGACCAGCAGGACGUGAAUACAAGAAGGAUCUGGAGGCAGAGCUGCAGCUGAUGGAGGAGGAGGACCUGUGGAGUCCAGUAGGACUCAAACGCACCAACAGAUACAUGAAGGACCCUCAUCUGAAGCCAGAGGAGAUCCAGCAGCUGCAGCUGGAGGAGUGUUACCUAAGUGGGACUGCUUAUCUCUACAAGAAGCACAGCCGUUAAAGCAAAGGCUCAAUCAGAGAGCUGAGGUAGCCCAUGGCUUUAGAUAUGAAAACAUAAUACAAUAUAGAGAAAUGCUGUGGAAAAAUAUUGUUCUGUGUAGGUUAUUUUGUGGUUGUAGUUUAAAUUUGGUCAAUUUUGAGUGUGUUUACAAUUUUGAUCUUAAAAGCAAAAUGGUAGAAGCUUGAUUAGAUAUCAGGGGUAUAAUGAAAUCUUAGGACUCAGUUGGGGCUUUUGGGAUAAUAAGUUACUCAUUGGUGCAGGAGGGCUGAUCUAGAACUGGGGUCUCAAACUCAUUUCAUGUUUGGGCCAGAUGCAGCCCCCGACCGAACGCCAGCUAGACCAUCACGGUCGGCGGGGGGGGGGCUGGCGGCGCUGACGGUCCGACCGGCGAAAGGUACGGUCGCGCUGACGGUAAGUCGGCCGAACCCCCCUGCUGGCGGGCCGGAGUUUGAGACCCCUGAUCUAGAAGGGUUUUUAUUGAAUACAGGACCAAACGUUUUCUUGUGUCAACGACUAGAGUCGCUCAAGGGGGGAAUGUUUCUUCAUGUUCACUCACGUUACGCAAGGAGACACAACGCGAGGGUCUGACAACCAGACUGAGUUAGUCCAGCAUCAACAAGCAGGUCGAGGGGCAGGUGAAGGACAAGGAGAAGGACAGUGGGACGACACCAACAGGAGGAGAGUCACGCCAAAGACAUGUAUAAACUAAUGUGUUGUAUCAUCACCUCGUUGGUGUCUUUCCUCUGAACUGAAGGAUCUCCAGUGUGUUCUA